CUGGGAGGACAGUACAGUAGAAUUUAUCGACGUCAGAACAGACGGAUCCAGCCGACUGCAGGGCCAGCUGCACUGGAAGAGGAUCAGUCUUCAGCGGCUCAGCCUUCUGCACUGCAAGAAUUUGUCACACCAGCCAUCACUGUCACACAUCCAGCAGAGGAGUUGGGAAGUGAGGAAGUUUCAGAGAUAAUUUUUCCCGAGGAGCAUGUGAGUGGGGAGGAGGAAGAGCAGCUGAAC
Molecule: messenger RNA, 237 nt
Organism: Geodia barretti
Lineage: Eukaryota; Metazoa; Porifera; Demospongiae; Tetractinellida; Geodiidae
Source: the annotation of a GenBank genome assembly